CGGAACGAUUCUUGUUCAUGUCAAAUGUCAAAAUUUUGACAGACAUCUAACCUCAAGAAAAUAUUUUUAUUUUAUUUUUAGUAUUUUAGUUUUUAUUUAUUUAUUAAAAUGUAAUCACUAUGGUUCAUUUUUACUUCAGAGUUUUAGUUUUUUUAAUAGGCAUAGUAAUAGGCCUAUUAGUGGGAAAAUACUGUGUAAAUGUCGAAGUAAAUCAAACUAAUUUUUCAACCAAUCCGUCCUAUGACAAAUGGUCCCUAGAGAAUAAUAUUAAAAGAAAAAAUGUGAUAUGGGAUACUUUGCGUUACAAUAAAAAUGUCAAAACUGUGAUAGAAGCCGAUUUUCUUUUUAAAAAAGCAACAGUUACAUGCCUAGUCCUAUUAAGGAAUUACAAAAAUGAGAAACCCAUAGGAAAUACCUGGGCAAAAGGCUGUAAUGAAAUCAAAUUUAUAAAAGUUCCAAAACAACAAACUAUUUCCAUUAAAAGAAAACUAGGAAACUCCUCUUGGGUGUUACUUUGCAAUGCACUUCACGACACAGAAAACUCUGACUGGAUUUUUAUUGUAAAUGAUUACACCUUUGUGAUAAUGGAAAACCUUAGAUAUUAUCUAGCACCUCUUAAUCCAAAUGACAAGUAUUAUUUAGGUCAUAGUGUUAUAUUUUGGACUACACAAUUUAACUCGAAGGAAGGAGGAAUUUUGUUAAGUAAAGGAGCAUUGAGUACAUUUAAAAAUCAUGUUGCCAAAUCAAAUUGUUCCUCAUUUUCAUAUUGGAAUAGGGAAGAUUUUUAUUUAGGUAAAACUUUGGCAACCUUAGGCAUUGUACCAAAUGACACCAGAGAUUAUGGUGGAUUUUCAAGAUUUCAUCCAUUUAAUUUAAAUGCAUUGCUUUUUAGCAUGGAAAACCAUAAAUAUACUAAUGUUUUUCCUUUUAAGUGUUGUAGCAAGGAUUCUAUAUCUUUUCAAGCAAUAGAUGGUGAUAAAAUGUAUUUCUAUUAUUAUGUGCUUUAUACAAUGCAAAUAUUUACACAUGGAAAACUUGGAAAUGUACCAAAUUUGCAGAAUCAGGAUGAGGAGGUUUGGAAGGCCUUCUUGAAUGAAAGAAAUAUCUCGAAUACUAAAAUUACAAGUGCAGAAUAUUACAAAGAAUGGGAACAUCUAAUUGAUGAUCCUACAUCAUUUGCUGCAAAAAUGGAAAGAGAAAUUGAAAAAGAUGGAGAACUUUAAGUUGUGACAAUCAGUAUAAUAAUUUUGUAUUAAUUUUUUACACGUUUUGAUAAUAUAUUUUAUUAAUUAUAUUGCA
Psylliodes chrysocephalus is the source of this 1299-nucleotide messenger RNA. NCBI's taxonomy places the organism in Eukaryota, Metazoa, Arthropoda, Insecta, Coleoptera, Chrysomelidae. The record is from the annotation of a GenBank genome assembly.